Molecule: messenger RNA, 956 nt
Organism: Poecilia latipinna (sailfin molly)
Lineage: Eukaryota; Metazoa; Chordata; Actinopteri; Cyprinodontiformes; Poeciliidae
Product: Golgi-associated plant pathogenesis-related protein 1-like
Exons: 7
Coding region: 284-733 (149 amino acids)
Cellular component (GO): extracellular region
Source: RefSeq, a predicted model, not a curated record
AAGUUUUUUUUAUGAUGAAGUAACAACAUUCAGAUUAUUUUGCUAUGUUUUUGCUUAUUUGUGUUAAAUUCAUGUUGUGCUUUUUAAGACCUGAAGCAUCUGUGGAGUUCAGAGACGCGAACCAGAUAUGUAAAUGUACAGGAAGAGCGGUGCGCUGCUCUCCUCCCACUUGCAGCCUGUGUGCAUAAAUAGCAGCUUCGACACAGAGAGAUGAAUUUCAUCCUCACUGGAUAACAACCCAGAGUCCUGGUGUCCUGAAGCAGACUGUAUUGACAGACAAACAAUGGCAGAUGAAGUCUUUAAGAAAGAGUUCCUGGACGCACAUAAUGCCUACAGGGCUCAGCAUGGUGCUCCAAAACUGACCUACAACAGCGAGCUGAACGCUGAAGCACAGAAAUGGGCUGACCAUCUUCUGGAGAGCAAGCUGUUGGGACACAGUGAUACUGAAGAUGGAGAAAAUGUCUUCUAUUCAUUCAAUUCACAGAAAGUUACACCAGAAGGAAGCCAAGCUGUAGAUGCUUGGUACAGUGAAAUCAAGGAUUAUAACUUCAGCAAACCUGGACAGCAACCAAAAACUGGACAUUUUACCCAGGUGGUUUGGAAAAGCACCACGGAGCUUGGUGUUGGCUUGGCCACUGAUGGUCACACUGUCUUUGUGAUUGGGCAAUACCGCCCAGGUGGGAACAUAACGAACAAAGGUUACUAUGAAAACAACGUUCUUCCAAAAAGCUAAAGAAUAAAAGCUGUGCAGCGAGCUGCCAGCAGAGGACGGACUGCUGCAGGUUACACCUCCAGUGAGAGGAAGUCAGCUGAGGGGAAAAGAAAUUGGAUACUUCUGGUGAUGGGAAGGGGAGAGUCUUUUUUUCUUUCUUUCUUUUUAAUUAUGACAUACAGAAUAGUGUAAUUAGUGAUCUGGGCAAAAUGAACAAAGCUUCAAAUAAAUCUUUUCCUGGAAA